Molecule: messenger RNA, 9814 nt
Organism: Alexandromys fortis (reed vole)
Lineage: Eukaryota; Metazoa; Chordata; Mammalia; Rodentia; Cricetidae
Gene: Spata1
Product: spermatogenesis associated 1
Exons: 12
Coding region: 7506-8849 (447 amino acids)
Source: RefSeq, a predicted model, not a curated record
UGGUUGUGAGCCACCAUGUGGUUGCUGGGAAUUGAACUCAGGACCUUUGGAAGAGCAGGCAAUGCUCUUAACCUCUGAGCCAUCUCUUCAGCCCCCUGCCAAUUUAAAUUUACCUAACUUCCACACCUUACUAAACUUUCAUUCGUUGGGUCUGAGUUCAAUAUUGAAUAAGUAAAAUACUUCCAAGAUUCACGAUCCUUUGUAUUUUAACCAAAAACCAGGAGAUCUCAAAAUGAGUUUCCCAGUGAGUUUAUGUUGCUGUGGGAUUCCACCAUGCAGUGGUGAGCACUGUAGAUGUUUGAGUUUACAUACUGUACUUUAUAGUAGUUUCAGAAAUUGAAGUUUGGACAAAGUGAGCGAUUUGCUUCUAGAAAAAUUAAAGCUCAGGUUUCCUAGUUUUUAUCUUAUGUUACAGGUAAUGCAUUUCUUCCCAUGGCUUUGUUCAUGUGUUGAUAUAAUAGUUUUUAUAAUUGGAUAUGGAAUUUAUAAGGAAAUCUUGUUAAAAAGAUUUUAGCCAGUAAUAAGUUGGGUCAUAAGACUUGUGUUUUUAGAUUAAUGUCUAUGCAUAUUAUCACCCAUUUUUGCUCUAAAAUGUUACAUUUUUCCCUCCACCUUCCUUCUGACCAUAUUACGUUCACCUGGCACUGUGGGUUCUCUCCUAAAUAUACUCCAAGGCCUAAGUGCUAAAGCUUGAUUGCCUGGAAUCAAUUGAUUGGAAGGUGGGGCCCUUAGGAAGUGAGGCCUAGUGGAAGGGAGGUAAGCAUGCCUCCCUCCCUCAUCUUAUAUCAAAGUGAGCAGCCCCUCCGUCUAUGUCCCUGCCAUGAUGUAUUGUACUGCCAGAGGCCAACAGGUCAAGGUUUCCUUCUUUAAUUAGUAUUACAAUCUUAAACAGCCUAGUGGUGUAUAGGCUCUGGGGUGUCCUUGGGUGCUUUCUUUAUUUAGCUAACACAAAUUAUCUUUUUAGGAAGGUUAGAACUUUAUUAGAUUACCCAUGAUAAGGCAGAACAAAGCUGUCAGAACAGAAAUGGAACCUGAAUUUACCCUGAUGAGAAAGGCCUGUGUCAUGGAGUCUGCCCAUCAGGUGGCAUGAGGUUGACCAUACUCUGACUUACUUCCUGGAUAAAGCAUUCUCACAUUUGAGUGAAUUUAAGAACUGGAAUGGGUCUGAAAGAGCCCAAGUCACAUUCUUGUCAGAUUUAAGGCACUAAGAUAUAGACCGUAAUGAAUGGCCUUUUACACUAUCGAGGACUAAACCUGCUUUUCUGGUGCCCAAUCCAUUUGAUUGCUUUGUGUGGAGUUCUGCUGUGUGAAACUCCCAAUUUUAGUUGUUAAUUAAGAUUUCCAGUUCCCCGAGUAUCUCUUCAUAUAUGCUAGCAUCAAGUCGAUCAUUUACUAAAAAUUACUCAAAUCCUUAUUUUCUCUGAAGAAUACCAGAAGUUCUUAAAAUUUGAUUUUAGCUCUGCAACUGAAUCUCAGAGUUAUUUUUAAUGAUCUUUGUAGUCUUUUUCUGCAAAGACCAGACGUGGCCUUGGGAUACUUUUCAGUAACUAUUUUUAGCAGGUUGGUCUGGGCACUCAAACCUAAGGGCCAGCACACAUACUAUGUAAGUGACCCUCCACUGCACUGCACCCAAGCUUAAACAACUCACCUUUAGACAAACUGGUAACCAUUUAUUGGAAUUAGUAUCCAAGAUGAGGUUGUUUCUUCAUUCUUGGAAGAAAGGUUGUAAAGCAAAAUUUUGUAGUACAUGAGAGCUAUUAGAACUCUGUAGUCAUCUUUGCUCAUCAAGUCAUCUUUUGCUUGAAAUGUUGGCAUUAUGUUGUCCAUUAACUAAUUAUUGUGAAUAAAUAGUUUGAGAAUCCCAAGUAUUAUGUUAGGAUUGGUUAGUAUCAACUCCAAAUUCUAAGCAUGCCUAAGUUUAAUUUAAACUUAAUAUUAGUUGGUUUAUUAACAAAUUCAAGUUAAUCAAGCAUUGGGUUAUUAUUGAAAAGAUGACAUAGACAAGUCAUGGAAAUUGAUUCUGUGUGAAAACCCCAAAACUAGAACUACCCCACACAUAGGCCAAACCGGAAGGAAAUCCAAGGCUCAUGACCUCAGCAGCAAAAGUUCUGGCCUUUACUGCUGAUAAGUAGUUUCGGCUGUGUUCCUCCUCUGUUUGCCUGCUACAGUUAAUUUGCUUAGUCUGUUUUUACCAUCUGUUUGUAAACCUCAGGAAACUACAGCUUUCUCAUAGGAUGAGUUUGUCUUGUGGCUGUGAUAACUGACUGCCUCAUGGCGUCUUUCUCUAUAUUCAAUUUGAUUCCAAAGAUUGUAUAGCCCACAAAAUACAUUUUUUAAUUUUGAUAAUGUUAAAACAAUUAGUGGUAUUUCAGAGCUGAGAUAAGUACAAGGUCAGAAAAGUUUUGAACUUUAUGACUUAAAUUGCCACUUGGAGGUCAAUGUAAAGCAAUGCUUUGCGAUACAAGAACGCUUUCAUUGUGUUAGUCUAAGGGUUGUUAAGUUGGUGUGUGCAUCAUCUAGGAUUUACCAGCCUUGGAAAUUUCUUUUUAGAAUAAUAUUUCAACUACUCUUUUUUCAGGUUUUAUUAUAUUUUUGAUAUAUAUUUAAUUUAUCAUGCAUUGUUACAAAUUACCAUAAAUUCUAUGAGGAAAACCACAGGAAAUAAUACAAAAUAAUGCUUGAUAUAUUUAAAGACUAGUAUUUUUAACUAGAAUGAUUGCUUACAUUUAAUCUAUGCCCUGAAUGAAAUGCAUAUGAGAAAACAGUUUUUAUCAUUCAAUGACCAUUGUUAUAAAUUCAGGCUUUCCCCUUGUAAAAGUGUAUUUCUACAUUAUAUAUGUAUUUAACCCAAAUUUUGACCCAUAAAAAUAAAUUGUUUAGUAAAUAGUAAAACAUGUUCUUGUCAAAAAUCCAUCCUAAUGUAAUUACCAGUUUAUUAUCCUGAUGAGCAUGAAGCUCCACUGUAACUUGAAAAUAAAAUGCAUUUAAUACAAUUAAUUUUCUGAAUUUUGUAGCUUAGCAAGAGUAUUCACCUUUGUGAUACUGUAACUGGCAGAAGAGCUGUGGCUUACUGUUAAUGCCCAGCAUUCCAAGAAACUAUCAAACCACAUAGUGCUAGCUCAAGAAAAGACAACAAUUCUAACAUUCAAGGACAGUAUCACUUCCACACCAUUAUAAGUUGAGGAGGCUGUCUGUACAGAGUGUAAAUUUUCUUAAAUUUUCUUAGAAUAACUAGCCUACUUAGUGUAUAAUGUCUUUUUAAAUGAUAAUAAGAUUGUAUACAUUUCUAAGCUUAUACUUUGUGUUUAUAUUAAAGCUUUUUUAUUUUUUUUAACUGUUUGAACACAUCAGAGAACAGAAAUAGCUGGAAUGCUAUCUUAAACCAAAAAUCUAUUUAAAUGCUUAUUUAAUGCUGCUUAAAUGAAGAAAGAUAUAUAAAACAUCCAAAACUCCACCUGGUAACUAUCCUGUUGAGACACUGGUCAGUAUGUCACUCAAUCCAAGUCGACCUUCUUCAUCAGAGGUAAGAAAACCAUACCUAUCACUGGUUUUGAAAAAAAACAAAAGCUGUGAAUGACAUAAAAUAUUAAAUGCUGAUUCUACUAGGACCCCAACUUCCCAUAUCACAUUAUCAAAUUAUAUGAUUAUGCUACUUACAUCUGUAACUCACUCCUCUGUUAUGACGUGCAAUGAAUUGAUCUUACCACCCUUUUUACUGUUUUUAAACUGAUGAUGCCCAGACUCAGCUUAACUUUAUAGGGCAUAGGAUCACUCUGGCUCAUGCUUCUGACCACUUGUCAUCUCUUGCUUUGUUGUACUUCUUUGAUAAACAAAACCCUAAUGUGUUGAAUGAGAUUUCUGUCUUGCCCAGUCCCGUAGCCAUUCAAUUCCAAAGAAACACACAGAGGUCUACAUAAAUCAUAAACUGGUUGGCCUGUUAGCUCAGGCUUCUUCUUUCAUUAACCCAUAAUUCUUGUCUGUGUCAGCCACAUGUCUUGGUACCUUUUAUCAGUGAGGCAUUCUCAUCUUGCUUCCUCUGCGUCUGGGUUACUAUUGCAGACUGAACCUUUCCUCUUCCCAGAAUUCUCCUGUUCUGAUCACUCUGCCUAUUCUUCCUGCCUGGCUACUGGCCAAUCAGCAGUUUAUUAAACCAAUACAACUGACAAAUCUUUACAGAGUAUAGGACCAUUGUCCCACAGCACUAAUGAAUACAUUUCCUCCCCAUUCUUCCCUGAAGACUUGAGGAAGAAUAUGUAAGACCAUUUCACUUUAAAUCCCUGACCAUGAGUCUGAAGUGGAAUCUUUCACUGGAAGGCAUUCAUGCUGUGUGUCACUCAUUGACUUAAUGUAUAAGUUUUUUUUUUAACCUCCUUAAGCUGCUAAGAAUUUCUUGAUCUUUCUUGAUCUAAUCCAAUCAUAUUUCCACUUUUCACAAACCUGCUCUUGAAUUAAAUUUACCUCUUCAUCAUGAAAUUUAUUAGCUAAUUCUUCUAAACAUACUUGAUCUGAUUGAGUACAAAAGCUGACACCAUUGCUUCUCUUCCUUGAUAGAAUUCCUUCACAUUGCUUUCGUUUUGUUUUGUUUUGUUUUUAGAGACAGGGUUCCUUUGUGUACCCUUGGUUGUCAUGGAACUAGCCCUGCAGACCAGGGUGACCUCGAACUCACAAAGAUCUGCCUGAAUCUGCCAUCUAAGUGCUGGGAUUAAAGGUGUGCACCGCCACCAUCCAGCUCCCAUUGCUUCUUGAAUAAAUAUUAUCUUGGAUUUAUUUUUCCUGUCCAUGGUUGUGCAUUCUAUCUUCUUUGUUGGAUCUUCCUCUUCCAAUAUCUCAGUAGUGUAUUAUUCUCUCUGCUCUUGAUGGGUGAUAGUCUCAUUUAGCCUAAUAAAUCUUCAUGCCAACUUUAUACAGGUUUCAUGUGUAUCUCCAUCUUUGUCCUCCUGUACAAACUCCAGAUCAUAUANAUAUAUUCAGCUAUUUGACAUUGAUGUUUGGAUGAUCAAUAAGCAUCUAACAGCAUAUCUGAAGCUGAUUCUUAACCCUGUCCCAGAAACUUCUGCUGCUUGCCCCUUUUCUCCGAUGAUGGCAAAUCUGUUUAUUUUCUCACUGAUGCAAAUGUUUUUAGCUCAUACUUGAUUAUUCUUGCACACUUGACUUUUCUUGACUUCUAAUGCUGGGAUCAUAGGUGUGCCCUACCGUACCUAGCUUCUAAUAUGUGAAUCUUGAUUGCAUUCUUGACUAAAAAUCAUUGAGGAAAAUUUCACAAUUUAUACACUGAAUAUAGAUCACAUGCUAGUUGAUAUUAAUGACUAAAUGUUUAAUGUGAAAAUAGAAAUAUUAGAGAAGGCCUUUUUGACAGAUAAUGUAUCCCAAAAUAUUUAGGGAUAUUUUGAUAUAAAAUCAUGGCAUCAAUUUUACUUUAUUCUGUCAAGAAAGACAAGAGAGUGCCAGACAUGGUGGUGAAUGCUGGUAAUCCCAACACUUGGGAGACAGAGGCAGGAGGACCAAGAGUUAAAUUCUCUCUUGACCUAUACAGAGAAUUCAUGGAUAGCAUAGGCUAUAAAAGAUCCUUUCUUAAAAAUGGAAAGAGACAUAGCAGAAUGUUAAAACUUUUGUGAAAAUUGUAGAUAUUUAAACAUUCAUAAUUUUGUAUAUAUAUAUAUUUUUUUUCGAGACAGGGUUUCUCUGUGGUUUUGGAGCCUGUCCUGGAACUAGCUCUUGUAGACCAGGCUGGUCUGGAACCCACAGAGAUCCGCCUGCCUCUGCCUCCCAAGUGCUGGGAUUAAAGGCGUGCGCCACCACCGCCUGGCUGUAUAUAUAUUUCAUACAAAAGAAAAAUAAUGAAGUGUGUCACGUCUUCAACUUGUAUUAAAAUUGCAUUCCCUUCCUCCUUCAAGGCUCUACUUUGCUACCCUUUUAUCACCUGUUUGCUUUAUUCCUCUUCAAGUUUGUUUCCACUUUGAGGUCUUUGUUUUAGCUCUUCCUAGAACUCUGUCUCUAGGUGUUCACUUGACUGUUGCAGUUUUUCCCUUAAGUCUUUAUUCAGACUUCAUUCCACAUCUGCAACACUAACUGUUCUAUUUAAAACUCAGUUUCUCCAUGUCUUUCUCUUCCCAUUUUCCUAAAUCUGAUCUCAUUAUAUUUCCUAGUAAAUAAUCCUAUCUAAGAGAGUCUGUAACCUGUUUUAUGCUUCUUAACGAAGAGUAUCUAGUAUCACAUGGGCCCAAGAGUAGUCGGCAAAUGAGGCACCUUGUCUGGGUACAGAAUUUAAGGGAAUAGCAAAGUGUGUGUGUGCGCGCGCACGUGUGUGCACAUGCAUGCGUGCAUAUGUACCAUGAGCUCUCAGAGCCAAGAGGGUAAAAAUUGGACCACUUAAAACAGGAAUUACAGGCAGUGUGGAUGCUGAGAACCAAACUUGGAUCCUUGAGCAAGUGCACUUAACUGCAGUCCUGUCUCUCUAGCUCCUUAUUCAAACUUUUACAGUUCCCAUUUAUUUACUGUUGCAGUGAAGAGUAUAAUUCGUUAAGUCCUUUGAAUUUUAAUGUACAGUGAAUAUCAACUUUUCCUAAAGAGACCCUGCUAUUAUUAUUGUUUUUGUUGUAGUAAUCUAAAUAUUUUAAAUGGGAUACUGAUUUGAGACAUAAAAUAUGUCAUUAAGUUUUUCUUUCUUUAAUAGUUUGGUACAAGCAUAAACAGGCUAAGCUAACAGUUAAGCCCCAUAUCAAGAAUAGAUUCUUCCUAGAACUGUAGGGAGCAAAUAAACUUCCCAAACCACAGUAUUAGCUUUUAGGCUGCCACUGGGAAGCUACACUCCCCAAAACUGUAUAAAGGCAGACAACAUACAAAGGAUAAGGAUUCCACGAAGUCACGUUAAAGGAGUUGAGAAUGUAGGGUGGAGGUGAGGGGUAAAAGUUUGCAAUAAGAAAACACCAUCUCCAUUUCUGGUUUAUGAUCGGGGUUUGGGGAAAAGGCCAUGAAGUGGGAAAAAAGAAACCUCUGAAGAUGUCGGCCAAGAGAUGGAUGAGGAAGACCAGGCUCUGAAGCAGAGUCAAAGAGGAAGAAACUUGAGGAGCUAAAAGUCAAGGCUCCUGGGAAGGGCUCUUGACUAGAGAUGAAAUUAAGAAGUCUGGCAAAAGUAAGCUAUCCGUGUACCAAACAUCUAGAUUCCUUGCCAUAACAUCCUUUGCCACUUAAAGCCACUUAAAGAAUGAAGUGUUAUCCUGGAGCCUGUUGUACAUUGUAAUAAACUUGUGAAAAGGAAGGAAGGGAAGGAGGAAGGAAGGACGAAAGAAAGGAAAACAUACUAUCCAAUAUUGUUACUGAAUGCCACAAGAAGAAUGUCAUUUAUCAAAGUGUUGAGUAAGGUGUGAACCAACAGGUAUCAUCAUUUCAAAGGAAAAUGUACACCAAGUGUCAAAUGGUCAACUUAACAAAUUUUUGUUUUGUCACUUGUUCAGAUGAGUAAAUACAUUCUAUAUUUCAAUUGUGUUUAUCUAAUUUAAAAAUUUAUGUUAAUAAGUUGGUUGUUUCUCUAUUUCAGAAAAUUUUUAACUGAUAUCUUUCUUCUUCAGCUGGUGGAACUUCAUGUUUUUUAUGUCCCUGAAGGAUCGUGGAACUAUAAAUUAAAUACUAUUUCAAUAGAAGUUAUUAACAACUUUAUUUCUGCUGGAUUUAUAAGAGUAUCUCCUGAACUUACUUUACAAGCUCUGAGGGAGCGCCUUGGUGAGUUUCUCGGUGUAGAUGCUGUUGCAGAAAAAUUUUUAUUUCUGAAAUGCAUUGGAAAUAAUUUAGCUGUGGUGAAGGAAAGGCAAGAAUCAGAACUGAAACUCAAAGCAUUUGCUCCUCCAUAUGCUCUUCAGCCAGAAUUAUAUUUGCUUCCUGUAAUAGACCACUUAGGAAAUGUUUAUUCAGCAUCUUCACCAGUUACUUUAGAUGAACGUCAGAGUAAUAAUGAUACCACAGAGAUUAAUGGAAUAAUUCACAGACCAGAUAGUAUAACUUUAUCAAAGGAUGAACCUGGAGAUCCAACUUUGUUGGAAAAUAUUUGGAAAGACUUUACAAAUCAAGAAGAAGCUGAGGAAAGCCAGACUACACAAAACCCCCAUGGAAGUUCUGAGGUGCCAGGAUCAUUGGAAGAGUCAAAUGAUUGUUUGGGGAACCUAAAAAGUCCAUAUCUUUGGAAAGAUGGUGAUGAUAAUACAGCUAUCAAUAGAUGGCAGGCCAAACCGGUGCGUGACAAGGGGCACGUCACCCUACCAGAUCUUAUUGAUUUCCCUUCAUUUCCUCCUCAGCGAGUUUCUUCAAGAUUAACAGAGCCCUCUUUGUUAAAAAUCGAGAGAGAGAAGAUUAUUGAACAAAUGAAACAAGUAAAGGAAGAAAGAAAAUAUCUGGAAAAUAUUAGAGAAGAACUAUUAAAAAAAGUUGAAAAGCUAUUUGAACAAAAUAAAUCAAAACGAUAUCAUGUCUGUGACAGCUGGAAGAAAAAAUACUUGGACACCAAGAAAGUCACAGCAUCACUGGAGGAAGUUUUAACAAAACUUCGAGAAGAUUUGGAACUUUACUAUAAAAAACUCCUCAUGCAGCUUGAAGCCAGGGAGAUCAAGAUGCGACCAAGGAAUCUGGCAAAUAUCUCAGAUUCAAAGAAUUAUCUUAUAAUCCAGAUCACUGAAGUACAGCAUGCAAUUGACCAACUUAAGAGAAAACUGGAUACUGAUAAAAUGAAACUCAUAUUAGAAGUUAAGAUGAGGAAACAAGCAGUUUCAGAUUUACAGACACUGAAAGCUGAACUGACACAGAAGAAAAUGGGCACAUCCUUCCGACCACCAAUACUUUCUGGAAGUGUGCCAACUUAGGAAUUUGACAGAUGAAGACUGUGCUAAAUCAGCCAGAAGAACAGGUAAUAGCAGUGAAGGAGGAAAGUGCCAUCUGCCUAGGUCUUACAGAAUCGAUUCUAAAAGGCUGCUGGAGGGGACUACCUGGAUGACUUAGCACAGAACUGAUCAAGAACAAUGAACUAGAUUGUGGUCUUGUACCCUGUACCACUGUCUCUCAAGAAACACAUGGGUUAUUUAAAAAUAAAUGAAAGGACCAGAUGUAGGCAAAAGAACAAAUGAAGGAGGAAAAUGUAUUAGGAGAAAAAAACAGAACUAUAGUGAAAAAUAUGUUUUAUAUGCAUGAAGAAACCACUUAAAGGCAAUUCUGAAUGAAUGACAGUAAUGUUUUUAUCUGUGGUGGCACUCUUGGAAUUAGUUUUUUGAUUAGUCUACUUUGAAGAACAAUAGUAAUUUCAUAAGCAAUUAGGCUGUGGUACAUUACAGUUUAGUGAACUCAUUCAAAAAGGCAUAUCUGAUUCUUCAUUCUUUACACUUUGUGGAUUGAUUGGUUUAAGCAUGCUUAAAAUAUACAUUCUAGAAUAUUGAGACGAAGCUGCUACUGCUGAACCGAAUGAAAAAGCUGAAUGAUUCUUUUCAGACACAACAGAAACUUGAUUGUACUGUGAUUGAAAAUGAGGAACAUAGUCAUAAGAAUAGACUGUUGCUUAAAGUGCCAUCAGAUGGCCUCCAAAGGCUCCCCAAAAUGUUUCAUGAAUUAUUUGACAUCAACUAGUAUGUUCUGGAUAGUGGUUACCAACACACACAGUCAGAUGAAAGGAAUAGCUCAUGAGUAAGAAGUUAGAGCUUUAGACAUAAAGAAAUCAAAGGAAAAAUGCUGUCCACCUUGAUUUUAUCAUUGGAUGCUGUGUAUUGCAUUGAAAACCACUCUACAUCCCAUUGAUAUAUAUGCAACUAAUGCAUGUGAAUAAAAAUAUUUUAAAGUA